Diachasma alloeum is the source of this 3654-nucleotide messenger RNA. It is a transcript of the gene alpha-Man-IIa, whose product is annotated as alpha-mannosidase 2. Gene Ontology annotation, cellular component: Golgi membrane. Bases 222 to 3638 code for a protein of 1138 amino acids. The transcript is spliced from 4 exons. Gene Ontology annotation, biological process: N-glycan processing; protein deglycosylation; mannose metabolic process. Lineage: Eukaryota; Metazoa; Arthropoda; Insecta; Hymenoptera; Braconidae. The record is from RefSeq and is a predicted model, not a curated record. Gene Ontology annotation, molecular function: alpha-mannosidase activity; carbohydrate binding.
UCCUCAAACAUAACUCAAACCCGUAAAAAAAAUCAGCAAGAUAAAUAGCCAACAACAACUGAUAAAAAAUGUAAAAUCAUAAAGAAAAACGUGGAUCAUCUUGCGUCACACACGUCCUUCCGCUAAAAUGCUCGAGUGUUGGUCGUCGUAGCACAUUGCGGUGCCCAAAAAUAGCGGUUGCAUUAGAAUAAUCAAAGAUCACAAUUACUAAGAUCAUUAUAAUGCGAACACAAAUGACGUUUCGCUACUUCAAGCUGUUCGCAGUGCUGGGAGCAGGAGGGAUCCUGGCGUGUUGCCUGAUGAUGUACCUACUGCUAGACCUGACGUUCUCCCCCCGAGGAAAGGCCCAGAAACUAGCGAUCGAGGACAAUCAAUGGGUGCACAUAGAGAGCAGAUUAGCGAAGCUGGAGGAGGACCUGUCGCGCCACCACAAGGCGAUAAGCGCGAUAAAGCAGGCGUCGGAUGUUCAGGGCUCUCCGGAGAGACUCCCGAGCCAUGACGUCCACCACCUGGACCCGUUGAACCCGAUAAAACCCCCGGAGAAGCCCCUCCAGUGCAGCUUCGACCCCCAGAGGGUCCCAGAGGUCGACAUCCAGAUGCUGGAGCUCUACAAGCAAAUGGAGUUUGAUAAUCCAGACGGUGGUGUCUGGAAGCAGGGCUGGGCCCUCAAGUACGACGAGAAGCAGUGGCACAAGACCCGCAAGCUCAACGUCUUCGUGGUCCCCCACUCCCACAACGACCCCGGCUGGCUGGAGACCUUCGAGAAAUACUACUCCCAGAAGACCAACAGAAUCCUCAACAACAUGGUGACUAAACUCUCCGAGGACAAGCGGAGAAAGUUCAUCUGGGCUGAGAUGUCCUUCUUCAAACUCUGGUGGGACGAGCAGCCCAAGGGGACGCAGGAGCAGGUGAAGCGGCUGAUUGUCGAUGGACAACUGGAGAUCGUGGCUGGGGGGUGGGUUAUGCCGGACGAGGCUGUCUCCCACUGGAUGGCACAGCUGGUGCAGCUGACGCAGGGCCACCAGUGGCUCAAAGCCAAUCUCGAUUAUGUGCCCACAACGGGCUGGGCCAUCGAUCCCUUCGGCCUCUCUCCAACCAUGCCGUAUCUCCUGAGGAACGCGGGCCUCGAGAAUCUUCUGAUUCAACGGGUUCACUACUCCGUUAAGAAGAGACUGGCCAAGGAGAGGAGUCUCGAGUUCAAGUGGCGACAGCUGUGGGAUCACGACGGCUCCACCGAAAUUCUCACUCAUAUGAUGCCGUUCUACAGCUACGACGUGCCCCACACCUGCGGGCCCGAUCCCAAGGUCUGCUGUCAGUUUGACUUUUUCAGGCUUCCGAAUUUUGGUCUGAGCUGCCCGUGGAGGGUCCCCCCCAAGGUUGUUACUAAGAAAAAUGUCGCUGAACGGGCGGCUCUGCUGCUUGACCAGUACCGCAAGAAGGCACAGCUCUUCAGGUCCAAUGUCGUUGUCGCACCUCUUGGCGAUGACUUCAGGUACUCCCAGAGUUCCGAAUGGGACGCGCAGUACGGCAACUACCAGAAGAUCUUCGAUUACCUCAACUCGAACGAUCAGUUGAACGUGAAGAUACAAUUCGGCACUCUGACCGAUUACUUCAACGCCCUCAGAGAGGAGCAGAAUGUCGACAAGUUCCCCAGGUUGUCCGGGGACUUCUUCACGUACGCCGACAGGGACGAUCACUACUGGAGUGGCUACUACACCUCUCGGCCCUUCCACAAACGCCUGGACCGAGUUCUCCUGGGGUCCCUGAGGGCAGCCGAGGUCCUCUCCUCGAUCGGAUGGGCGCGAGGUCACGAGCACCUGUCGGAAUCCGGUCUGGAGAGAAGACUGGCUGAGGCCAGACAGUGGCACUCGCUCUUCCAACAUCACGACGGCGUCACUGGUACCGCAAGAGACGAAGUCGUGGUGGACUACGCCCAGAAGAUGAUUUCAGCCCUGAACAGUUCAGCCCACGUUCUCCAGCAGUCGGCGGCACACCUCCUGAGGAGUCCCCAGGGGCCGGCCCUCGACCCAGACUCCCAAUACUUCACUCUCGACGAGAUGAGGACCCACCACACGAGCGUUGGGGACAGAAUAACAGUCUCCCUCGGGGACGACGGCAUCUCCAGGAAAGUUGUCAUAUUGAAUUCCCUCCCGAGACAGAGGACGAGGGUCCAGACGGUCAUUGUGUCGAAUCCCUACGUGAGGGUCACCGAUAGAAUGGGACAGGCUGUCGAGUGCCAACUGUCACCAGUCUGGGUCGGACCUGGAGCCAUCUCCGGGGCUAGGUACGAGCUGUCGUUCCUGGUGACGGUUCCUGGAUUCGGCAUCAAUACUUACCUGAUCCACCCGUUGAAGGACACGUCGUUGCCCCCCGGUGUUCACCUAGCAAACGUGACCCUCUUCAACAACGCGAUCCCCCCGAGACUCGUCCGCGGGUUCGAGCACCUCCAGGUGCAUCCGUCGACGCAGGAGUUCUCGAUAGGCGUGAGACCGGGUCUCUCCGCAGCUUUCGCAAAGACUGGCUUACUAAAAGCCCUGAAAAUCGCUGACACUACGUUCCCAGUGCACCUGGAGUUCGUUAAAUACGGGACAGCGUCCCCAGGGAGGCCUCAGAGUGGAGCCUACCUGUUUCUCCCCGACAAACCGGACCCUGAUCCCGUCUACAUGACGAUGGACAGGACAAUCCACUUGGUCACUGGUCCCAUUUUAUCUCGAGUCUUCGUGGACCUUCCGCACCUGCGGCACACCUGUACUUUAUUCAACUCCCCUGGCAGCGAUGGGCUGGGGCUGCACGUGCUCAACGAAGUUGACAUCUCAGAGACCCAGAACUUCGAGUUGGCGAUGAGACUGGACACUGAUAUAGCGUCGGGAGACGAGUUCUUCACUGAUCUCAACGGUCUCAACAUGAUCAGGAGGCAGAGGUUUCCGAAGCUGCCGACCCAGGCGAAUUACUACCCCCUUCCGGCAGCUGGGUACAUCGAGGACAAGAGGGUGAGGCUGAGUGUCCUGACGGGACAGCCACUGGGCGCUGCCUCCAUGGCCUCUGGACAAUUCGAGAUCAUGCAGGACAGGCGACUGAUGCAGGACGACCAGAGGGGCCUCGAGCAAGGGGUCACCGACAAUCUUCUGACUAAUCACGUCUUCAUGAUCGUGUUGGAGAAGAGGAGGGAGUGCCUGAAGCCACCGGCGCCUGGGCAUCCCGCAGGGGCUCUCUCUCUUGGAGCCCAUCUGGCCGCGGAGGAGCUGCUCCAUCCCAUGACCACCAUCCACCCAAAUCCAGUGUUCAAUGUCGACUUCAAUGGACACUUCGCUGCGCUGAGGUUCGAUCUCCCCGUGGACGUCAACAUCGUCAGCAUGCGGGUGAUCUCCGUGCCUGACGGUGCGGGAAAGGGGGUCGGGAUGGUGAUCCACAGGCAGGCGGUGGAUCUCUGCUGGGGGGAGGAGGACAUUCACGAACGGUUUGGGGCCCUCGACAGUGGGACGAUCGACGUCGGGAGACUGUUGAGCUUCGUCGAGGACUGGACCAUCAGUGAAAUACCACUGACUUUCCACAGUGUCGGACCGACUCUCAAGACGACUAGCGUCAGCCUCUGUCCGCAUCAGAUAUCAUCGAUAUUGUUUCAUAAAACACAGUCUUAGGUCUAGUGGGGGGUUU